Procambarus clarkii (red swamp crayfish) is the source of this 2638-nucleotide messenger RNA. Its product is annotated as cytochrome P450 3A41. The record is from RefSeq and is a predicted model, not a curated record. NCBI's taxonomy places the organism in Eukaryota, Metazoa, Arthropoda, Malacostraca, Decapoda, Cambaridae. Gene Ontology annotation, molecular function: oxidoreductase activity, acting on paired donors, with incorporation or reduction of molecular oxygen; heme binding; iron ion binding.
UGGGCAGGAAGAGUACGUCACGAGCCGUCAUAGAGGGAAGACACGCUUGGUUGAGACGUGCUCAGAUCUCUCUAGAAAGAUCUAGAGAGCUCUUACCAGUAGAUUUAAGCUUCGCUUCGAUUCUGCAGACAGUCUGAGAAGCCAUCCAACUUCAGUGGAGUGCCCAGAAGCAAGAACGGGCCGGAUUAGAGAGUCAAGAGCUCUAUCAAGAGUCUGCAGUAGAGGUAACGUUGGGCUGGUGACGUCUGGGACGCCCAGAGGACCAGUAUUCCACAUCAAGUGAAAAGCUAUGGCCGGGCCAAGUCUACUGGCAGUGAGGCGAGGGGAAGCUGUGCUGGACUGUGAGGUGUCGACAGUGCCAGUGAGAGUGAGGACGACGACGGAGGUAUCUGUUUCCAGUACCCCGGAGAAUAGGAGGAUUAAGGCAAUACCUAUUGAGUGUCAGUACGGUGAAGACGCGUUACCACGAGGACAACAUAAGGAAACUGUGUGUGUGGGACCUGUUCAUCAGAAGACCAGGAGGCAGGACCAGGAACCUCAACAUCCCUCAACAGAGGACGAGUCAACUUCGUGGUUGGAGUGAAAUAAGGUGUACUACAAGCACGGUGGUGCCACCUUCUGUGGAUUGUACGAACUGCUACAUCCUGUCAUGAUGAUUGGCGACCCAGACCUUCUCAAACACGUCUUUGUUAAAGACUUUGAUCAUUUUGUUGACCGUCGUGUAGCUGUGUCAGGAGAUGAAACCAUUAUGAAUGAGAAGCUGAGCAAUAAGACCGGAGACGAGUGGAAGUCUCUUCGGUCACUCAUGUCCCCCAUUUUCACAUCGGGCAAGAUGCGCAGUAUGUUUCCUCUCAUCUGUAACAAGGCUGAUUCUCUCGUUUCCGUUUCUCUUAAGGAAUCUGCUCAGAAGCCUUUUAUUGAUAUGAAGCAUAACUUUGGGUGCUACACAAUAGACACUAUUGCUUCCUGUGCCUUUGGCAUUGAAUCUAAUUCUCUUGGGGAUGAGGAAUCAGAAUUUGCUAAGGUUGCAGAAUCCUUUUUUAAUUUUUCAUUUUUAACGAUUUUAAAAUUUACUGUAUUAGCCCUUUUGCCAAGUCUCUAUAACGCACUGAGGCUUAACACAGACACUUACCAAAUUAAAUUCUUUCAAAGUGUGGUAGAAAAGACCUUAGCAGCCAGGAAGGCAGGUCCCCAUCACCGCAGGGGAGACUUCCUCGACCUUCUCCUGGAAGCGCAAGCUGACCAUCUAUCCGCCACCCACAGUCAUUCCACCACAAACAAAAGCAACUUCUCUGCUACUGACAACCACAAUGGUCUCACUGCUACUGGCAAUCACAAUGGUCUCACCGCUACUGACAACCACAAUGGUCUCACUGCUACUGGCAACCACAAUGGUCUCACUGCCACUGACAACCAGCAUUUCAUCACCAAAUCUAAACAAGUGUUGUCAGACAGAAUGAUAGUGGCUCAGAGUGUGAUGUUCCUGAUAGCUGGUUAUGACACAACAGCCUCCACGUUGGCCUUCUCAUCCUACUUACUGGCCAAGAACCCUACCCACCAGCAGCGUCUCCGCCAGGAGGUUCAGGACAUAGUUAAUGAGCACGGUGAUAUUACCUACCAGGGUAUCAUGGAAGCCAAAUAUCUCGAUGCUUGUCUCCAGGAGACUCUGAGGUUGUACCCACCCUCCACCUUCGCUGAACGGCUCUGCACCAAGAAUUACAAGAUCCCUGGCACUGAGCUGAUCCUGCAUGAAGGUGACCUAGUGAUUGUGCCCAUAUGGAGCCUGCAGCAUGACCCUCGGUACUGGCAACAGCCUGAAGAGUUCCAACCAGACCGCUUUUUGCCAGAGAACAAGACCCACAUCAAGAGUUUUACUCACAUGCCUUUUGGGAUGGGACCCAGGAGGUGCAUAGCAAUGCGGUUUGCUCUUAUGGAAGCCAAGGUGGCCCUGGCCAAGCUGGUGCUAGCAGCAGACUUGCAGCUCUCACCUAGCCACAAGGAGCUGAAGAUUUCCUCAUCUCCCUUCAUCCUGAGGCCAGAAGGAGGAGUCAACCUUGUCCUGAAGCCAAUCACUGAAGCAGCACACAGCUAAACACCAAACUACCCACCCAACCCACCACUCACUUCAUAUUUCUUAACCAUUGGAGAUAAAGCUGGUUCAGAAUCUUUUGAUAUUUUUUCACAUUAAUUUGUAUAAUUAUGUACGGUAUAAGUGUUGUUAGGCUGACAAAGUUUACAAUUGGUCAGGUCUACAUAAACAGGUGAUACAUACGGUAUAACCAUUUAAGCCUAAAACUAAUAGUAUAAUUAUGUUUAUAAAUUUGCUAAUCUUAUUGGAUGACACCUAUAUACGAGGUCCUUUCUGUAUGGUAGUCGUAUGAUAGUGUAGCAUCUCUCAGGAUACAACUGCUUUCCCAGGAGCAAAACAAGCGACCGUGUUCGUCUUUCAACAACACUAAAUCAGACUAAUGUGACGAGGUCAGCAAUUGAUUGGUGCAUUGACAGCCAAUCAUGGACUGCUGCACCACUGAAGACUAUGCAUUAAUCCUGGCCACUAGUUUAUAAGGCACGGGGUUCACAAGUGAUAUACACACACACACACACACACACACACACACACACACACACACACACACAC